GCGCGGCGCGAGGUGGCCCCGCACCCACCCAACGUGGCGGCGCCACUCGCGCUGCUCGAGGAGCGCCCGCGGCGCCGGCAGCCGCGUCGGCCGCAGCAGCGGCUGCCGCCGUUGAAGGCCAACGGCGGCGCCGACGCCGGCGGGGCCGAGGGCGCCCGCGCGCAGCGGCAGGAGCGAUCGCCAGGCCCCCCGCCGCCCCCGCCGGCGCGGGAGCCCGAGCCCUCGGGGCGGCAGCGGGCGCUCGCGCUCGCGGAGGGCCUCUACGGAGGCAGCGCGCCCUCGCGGGCGCGGCGCUGGUCGCUGGCGCGCGGAGGCCGAGACCCCCCCGCACAGCCCCCCUGGAGCCUCGCGGCCUCCGCGCCGUCCCCGCGAGGCGGCGAGACCUCUGCGCCGCCGGCGGCGGAGGCGGGCCAGCGCAGGC
Molecule: messenger RNA, 421 nt
Organism: Prorocentrum cordatum
Lineage: Eukaryota; Dinophyceae; Prorocentrales; Prorocentraceae
Source: the annotation of a GenBank genome assembly